AUAGAAACAUAAAAGAGGAAAAAUUAAUCAAUUGAAAACCCAUUUUUCUGGCUAACAAUGCCUACAGUCUCUGCAGAACUCGUGUACUUUACUCCGCCCCCUGACGGGUCCCGCCCAUUCACCACUAUAAAUGCUGAUCCGGCGACAGGCCAGCGUGCGCGUAAUUGGGAGCAAGAGGUGCAUACCGUCGAGAUUGAGAACGUCAGGGGCAAAGAAAGUGACUACACCUUGGAUACUGCAGGCUUUCAAUACGUCACGAAGCCCUCCAAACACAGUGCCUUUAUCAAUGACGAAGAGAUCAGAGGAGAAUACUAUCCAGAGAGCAUUGAACUUCUCAAGGACAUCACGGGGGCAAGCAAAGUCGUCCUUUUUGACCACACGGUUAGACGCCACCGCCCUGGAGACGUGGAAUCGGACGAAACAAAGCGACAGCCUGUUAAUCAAGUUCAUGUAGACCAAACUCCUGAGUCGGCUACCGCUCGUGUGCAUCGUCAUUUGCCUGUCGGCGAAGCGGAGAAGCUGGUCAAAAAGCGUUUCCAGAUCAUCAACCUUUGGCGACCCAUUUCUCACCCGGCAGUCGACCAUCCAUUGGCGUUGUGUGAUUACAGGACUGUCGACGCAAAGAAAGAUCUCGUUCCUCUCGCAUUAGUCUAUCCGGAUCGUGAGGGCGAGACUUUUGGGGUCAAAUUUAACCCGACACAUAGGUGGAAGUACCAAAGAGGUAUGAAACCGGAUGAAGUAGUCUUGAUCAAAUGCUACGAUUCGGCUAAGGGCGAUAACAUUGCUAGGUUCACCCCACAUACUGGGUUCAAGGAUCCCUCGGCACCUCAGGGAGCGCCGCUCAGGGAGUCCAUCGAGCUUAGGGCGUUGGUUUUCUAUGACUAGAGGCACCAUUGUUAUGACACCCAUAUUCGCUUGCGCCUUCAUGCUUCAUUUCACAUUUCUGCAUUUCAUUACGGAAGUGAACGUGACUGGCCCACUUUUUUAAACGAUUGUAAAUAUAAAGUUGUCAUCCUCCGCAAGUGCCUCAAUAAGUCAAGUGUUCCAUUCCGAGGUGCCCAAACUCCCUAAGAGAAACCAUAAUAUAUAUAGGUCGCGAUCAAG
Suillus discolor is the source of this 1104-nucleotide messenger RNA. RefSeq lists its product as uncharacterized. Gene Ontology annotation, molecular function: oxidoreductase activity. NCBI's taxonomy places the organism in Eukaryota, Fungi, Basidiomycota, Agaricomycetes, Boletales, Suillaceae. The record is from RefSeq and is a predicted model, not a curated record. Bases 58 to 885 code for a protein of 275 amino acids. The transcript is spliced from 3 exons.